This is a messenger RNA of Trichoderma reesei QM6a, 387 nucleotides long. RefSeq lists its product as uncharacterized. The record is from RefSeq and is a predicted model, not a curated record. Lineage: Eukaryota; Fungi; Ascomycota; Sordariomycetes; Hypocreales; Hypocreaceae. Bases 1 to 387 code for a protein of 128 amino acids. The transcript is spliced from 3 exons.
AUGGGUGUCACCACUGCCCCUUCUGCGCCGACACAACGGCAAAGACGACCCAGGCCAACAAGGCCUCGCACGGACGAGGAGCUGGCCGCACGGGAAGCCAACAGAGUGCGCAGAUGGAUCAGCCGCGUCCGUGAGGUGCGAAUCCGUCUCACUGAAGAAGAGAGCCGCAUCUACAACGGCCUCUCUCACCACGACGGAGAUGGACAGGUCGCCCUGGUCUGGAGCUCUGGCGAGUGGGCCGUCUGGAGACGGGGAGAGCGCUUGAGGGCUCUUGUGGAGGAGGAACUCGACGUCUUCGCGUUUCUCGAGGUUUUGUGCUUGAUGGACUGCACAAUCGAGGAGACGGCAUCCAAUGGACGCCGGCGGAUGACGUUUCAGCGGGAGUGA